Messenger RNA from Condylura cristata (star-nosed mole), 1397 nucleotides. RefSeq names its product superoxide dismutase 3, extracellular (gene SOD3). The record is from RefSeq and is a predicted model, not a curated record. Gene Ontology annotation, biological process: removal of superoxide radicals. NCBI's taxonomy places the organism in Eukaryota, Metazoa, Chordata, Mammalia, Eulipotyphla, Talpidae. The transcript has 2 exons. Bases 83 to 817 code for a protein of 244 amino acids. Gene Ontology annotation, molecular function: copper ion binding; superoxide dismutase activity.
CCUGAGGCCCACCAGUGCUGCUCCCUGCUGCUGCUGCUCGGGAGAGAACAUUCUCUGGGAAGCGCUGGACAGGUGCCGGGCCAUGCUGGCGCUGCUCUGUGCCUGGCUGCUGCUGGCGGCGGGCGCCGACGCCACCGGGACCGGCCUGGACGCGGCGGGGCUGGGCGCCCACACGCAGGAGCAGAUCCGCGACAUGUACGACAAAGUGACAGAGAUCUGGCAGGGGCUGAAGCUGCACCGCACGGCGGGCAUCCGCGCCGAUGGCACGCUGCACGCUGCCUGCCGGGUGCAGCCGUCGGCCUCGCUGAAGGCGCAGCAGCCGCGGGUGAGCGGCCUCGUGCUGUUCCGGCAGCUGUCGGCCGGCGCGCUGCUCGAGGCCUUCUUUGACCUGGAGGGCUUCCCGGCCGACAGCAACGCCAGCCGCGCCAUCCACGUGCACGAGUUCGGGGACCUGAGCCAGGGCUGCGAGGCCGCGGGGCCCCACUACAACCCGCUGGUGGUGCGGCACCCGCAGCAUCCUGGCGACUUCGGCAACUUCGCGGUGCGCGACGGCCGCGUCUGGAAGUACCGCACUGGCCUGGCGCCGGAGCUCAGCGGCCCGCACUCCAUCAUGGGCCGCGCGCUGGUGGUCCACGAGGGGCUGGACGACCUGGGCCGCGGCGGCAACCCCGCCAGCCUGGAGCACGGCAACGCGGGCCCGCGGCUCGCCUGCUGCGUGGUGAGCGCGUGCGGCCCGCAGCUCUGGGCGCGCCAGGUGCAGGAGCACGCGGAGCGCAGGAAGCAGCGGCGGGCCAGCGAGUGCAAGACCACUGCCUGAGGGGGCCGUCCCUGCAGCCCGGGACACCCAGCGCAGUGGGGGGCCCCUCAACGCCCGGAGAACACCACCCACCUUCUGCCCGGAGUUUCUCCACGCCCAGAGGCAGCCUCCACCUUGAAGUCGCAUCUGCCGUGGCUGACAUCUGUCCCCAAAUCCCCUUCCCAUGGAAGUCUCCAACCAGCAUGAAACAUCGCCCUCCAUCUGAAGGGCACCCCAACCUCGGAGGAUCCACUCCAAACCCUAAGGAUCCUCAGAGGUCAUGAAAUAACUCUGGCCGCCACGAAGGCCUCCCAGACUCCUCCAAGGUCCCUUUCCAGACAUUGUCCUGAUACCUCUAAACCUGCAGGGACCCAACUCCCUCACCCCCAGGUUCCUCCUAAGCCUCUGGGUUUCGUUAGGAGUUGCCUGGGGUUCUCUCUCCCCACCCACCGCCUGUGAGCCCUGCCAGCAUCUGCGGCGGGAAGUCAGGCUUCUGCUGUCAUCGUCAAGUGUGUCCUGCCUGCCACUCCCUGGCAGAACGCUGCUCCUUUGGGGGCUGUUUGGCAAUCCUGGUGUUGCACAUUAAAAACGAAGCAAUUCA